AUGAAUCGUUUCAAUGCCGGCAACAUCAUCGGCGACCCCUUCGCCCUCGCCACCAUUUCCAUAUCUAUCCUUGCAUGGAUCAUUUCCUUCGUCGCUUCUAUCAUUGCCAACAUCCAGGUUGACUUUCCCAACCUAGUAUGGUGGGCCACCGCUUACAUGCUGCUCUGCAUCAUCGGAGUGAUUGUUGUAAUCGGGUCGGACACCAGUUUGGUGUAUGGCGUCGCGAUUACCGGAUAUCUUUCAUCAGGGCUCGUCUUGACUAGUCUUGCUGUCAACUCGUUGGUGUCUGAGCCCCAGGCCUCCAAACAAGCUGCUUCUGCUGGAUAUAUCCUAUUGUCCAUGGUGAACAUUAUCUGGAUCUUCUACUUUGGUUCCACCCCACAGGCAACCCAUCGUCGCACGAUCGAUUCUUUCGCUUUGAACAAGGAAGGCACUCCAUACCAGAACAGCCGCCCUGCGUCCCACGCAUUCGGCGCUCGCCCCGACACGACCGCCAGCCAGGCGCCUCAGAUGUACACCUCGGCUCAACUUAGCGGCUUCGAGACGUCUUCCCCCAUGUCUGGGUACCCUGGUGGUCCCCCAGGCUCAGACAAGCGCAACACCAACGCAACAGCCUUUGGUGUUGGACCCAACCCAGUCAACCCGAACAAUGGCGGCAACCCAGAGGUAUCGAACGAAGUGAGCCAGCCGACAGAAUACCCAUACAAGGCCAAGGCCAUCUACUCUUAUGAUGCGAACCCCGACGAUGCGAAUGAAAUCAGCUUCGCCAAGGGUGAGGAGCUGGAAGUCUCUGAUGUUAGUGGCCGUUGGUGGCAAGCAAAGCGAGCAACUGGCGAGACAGGUAUUGCCCCGUCAAAUUACCUGAUCUUGCUGUGA
This is a messenger RNA of Talaromyces rugulosus, 876 nucleotides long. RefSeq lists its product as uncharacterized. The transcript is spliced from 4 exons. The coding region runs from base 1 to 876 and encodes 291 amino acids. Gene Ontology annotation, molecular function: protein binding. Lineage: Eukaryota; Fungi; Ascomycota; Eurotiomycetes; Eurotiales; Trichocomaceae. The record is from RefSeq and is a predicted model, not a curated record.